AUGGACCUGCCCACCGACGCGAUGAAGCCCGAGGCGGACGCGACGACCGCGGCAGUACUCGACGACGGCCUUGCCGUGGCGCCGUCCAGUCUCGACGCCGGCCAGUACACGCACCCGCUCUUUGACGAGUUCUACGACGACUGGAGCUCGUUCGACGCCGCGAUCGCGCGCGCCACGGCCGCGCAUCAUCCGAUCCGCAAGCGCUCGUCGCUGACGUUCGAAGUGUACAACCGGACGGUUUCCAAGGGCCGCCACGACCGCAAGAGCAUCGCCGACUUCUUGUCCAAGACGUUCAAGUGCACGCACGGCAUCAAGUUCCGCUCGCGCGGCAGUGGCAAGCGCAUGCGCCACAAAUUGCGGGACAUUGGCUGCCCUUUCCACGUCUACGCCUCGGCCGUGGAGUUCGGAUCGACGUACCGCGUGAAAGUGCGAAUGCACGACAAGCACAACCACCCGAUUGGACCGGACUCGAUGAAGAUGAUGAGCGGGACGCUGCACGAGUCGGACUACGAGCUGGCGACGACGCAGUCGAGGCCAGUAGAGGAAAGCGCUGUCGACGCAGGAAACGCUGCAGAGAAUGUGAUACGUACGGACGCAGCAGACGAGGCAGCAGCUCACGCUGCGUGCGAGACCGAGCUGCGGCAUCAGAUGGCCGACGCUGAGGCGCGAGAAGCGCAGACGCAAGCGCAGGCGGAAGCAGAUGCGCGGACUCAGGUGUAUACUGAGUACGAUGAGGCAGAGGAACUUUUGGACGGGCAGGGAGAGAAGGAGGCUGAAGCAGGUGCAAACGGGACGACCAUGACGGACGGGCCGGAGCAGUCUCAGGGACCGACGACAGACGUUGAGUCGCAGCCACCGUCGUCUGAUGUAGUCGACGCAUCAGAUAUUUUGAGUGGCAGUGGCCAUGAUAGUGAGGCGUUACUGGAUGGUGCGAUGGAAGACGACGACGUGUUUGCAGCUUCAGUUGCAGCUCCGACGAUGACAAGUGACGGUGCUGCUGUGGCGGUUUGUAGUACGACGGAAGCUGUGGAGUUUGAUGCGGGUCAGACGUCUCCUGCUAAGUUUGAACCGACAAUGACGCUUGAAGGGCUACGGAAACGUAUUGCAGAGUUUGCAGAUGAACGGGACUGGAAUCAGUUUCACACGCCUCGUAAUUUGUUGCUGGCGCUUACCGGUGAGGUGGGCGAGUUGUGCGAGAUCUUUCAGUGGAAGGGAGAGGUCGAGAAUACGGAAGAUUGGUCUGCUCGAGACAAAGAGCAUCUUGGCGAGGAGAUUAGCGAUGUGUUGAUUUAUCUCGUGCGACUCGCAGACAAGUGCGAUGUCAAUCUGCCCGCUGCCUUGAGCGAUAAGAUCGCCAAGAAUGCUCAAAAAUAUCCUGCCGAAUUGGUCAGAGGAUCGUCAAAGAAGUACAAUGAGUACAAACGGAUGCGUAUAUCGGAGGAGUCGACAUUGUGA
Messenger RNA from Peronospora matthiolae, 1455 nucleotides. NCBI's taxonomy places the organism in Eukaryota, Oomycota, Peronosporomycetes, Peronosporales, Peronosporaceae. The record is from the annotation of a GenBank genome assembly.